UGGAUUCCAGUCAUGAUGAUGUCUCAGCAUCGCGAGCAUGCAAACACAGACAAGAAGAGCUUAAAACCUCUGGUGGAAAGACGACGACGAGAAAGAAUAAACAGAAGCUUGGAGAACCUCAAAACUCUUUUGCUUACACCACAAUUAGCCGGUGGUGGGCGCAGGAUGGAGAAAGCAGAGAUCCUGGAGCACACCGUCUACUUCCUGCAGCAACAUGUCAACAAAGGAAACAUGAAGCAGGUGCUUCACUCUUACCAACAUGGCUUCUCCUCCUGCCUGCAGAGGGCCGCCCACUUUCUGCAUUCUGACGGCAAAGCGAUGGCUGACGAAGCCUCAGCUUCCUCCUCUUCUUCGUGGCCCUCCUGCUCCCCUCCGACUAUCGGGGGUCCCUCCAAGGCCAUCCUUUCCAACACCGCGCCUCAAAAGAGGCCUAGCAUGGCGGGGAGCUUGUGGAGACCCUGGUCCUGAUCUACAACAUGAGGGGACAAUGUCAAGGCAAUAGAAUGUACAACUCACAUGUAUAUAUAAAUGUCAUUUUUUUUCAGAAGACCAAAAUCCACUGUGACGAUGUUGAUACAACGCACGUUUGCACCUUUAAUUUAUUUAAAUGUCGUGUGUGA
Syngnathus typhle (broad-nosed pipefish) is the source of this 620-nucleotide messenger RNA. Its product is annotated as transcription factor HES-7.1-A-like. Bases 13 to 468 code for a protein of 151 amino acids. The transcript has 3 exons. Gene Ontology annotation, biological process: regulation of transcription by RNA polymerase II; anterior/posterior pattern specification; regulation of neurogenesis. The record is from RefSeq and is a predicted model, not a curated record. NCBI's taxonomy places the organism in Eukaryota, Metazoa, Chordata, Actinopteri, Syngnathiformes, Syngnathidae. Gene Ontology annotation, cellular component: nucleus. Gene Ontology annotation, molecular function: protein dimerization activity; DNA-binding transcription factor activity, RNA polymerase II-specific; RNA polymerase II cis-regulatory region sequence-specific DNA binding.